GGGGAGAAAGGAAGAGGGGGAAGGAGGAGAAGGGACACAGGAGAGAGGGAGAGCGGGGGGGAAGACGCAUCAAAGGAAAACAAAGCAAAAAAUAAUGAUAUUGAUAAUAAUUAUGACUCCUGUAAUUAACACUACGUCUCUUUGCCCACCAUAAUGGCUCCACUGUUUACCUACACAGUGUGCCGCAAUAAAUGACGAGCCGCCCCUCGAAGUGCACUCCGGCUUGAGAGAGAUGUCAUCUCCAGGCAUGGGGACCCCCACAGACCCUCUCCUGGCCAGCCCAGGAGGGAGGUYAUCCUCAGCUCAGGAAGGCCUCUGGAGGACCUCGCUGCCCAAGACGGCCAGCUUCCCGACAUCCACCACACGGCACCUCAGUCACAGAGCCAACAACUUCCAAAGACAGCCGAAGCGCAGGAAGCUGAUACGACCCUCACCGCCUCCCCCGCCCAACACGCCUUGUCCCCUGGACCAGCUGGACCUCAGCGAGCUUCCCCCCAGACGCACCUUCCAGGAGCUGCUCUUCAACGGCUGCAUCCUGUUCGGGAUUGAGUUCAGCUACGCCAUGGAAACGGCCUAUGUGACCCCUGUUCUCCUACAAAUGGGCCUCCCGGAUCAGUUCUACAGCCUGGUGUGGUUCAUUAGUCCCAUUCUUGGAUUCCUUGUUCAGCCUCUUAUAGGAGCAUGGAGUGAUCGUUGCACGUCCCGGUUUGGAAGAAGGAGACCUUUUAUUUUUGCUCUGGCUGUAGGGGCUUUAGUGGGUCUGACCCUGGUUCUGAACGGACGAGACAUCGGGGGGGUCCUGGCCGACACGGCAUCAAAUCACAAGUGGGGAAUCAUCCUGACGGUGUGUGGCGUGGUCCUGAUGGAUUUCAGCGCCGACUCGGCCGACAACCCGAGCCACGCCUACAUGAUGGAUGUGUGCAGCCCGGAGGAUCAGGACCGGGGGCUCAACAUUCACGCGUUACUGGCAGGCCUGGGAGGAGGAUUUGGCUACAUCGUAGGCGGGAUCAACUGGGACCAGACGCAGUUUGGGAGGUCCAUGGGGGGUCAGCUCAGGGUCAUAUACCUGUUCACCAGCAUCACAUUGGUGUUCGCCACCGCCAUGACUCUGAUGAGCAUUCCCGAGAGGUCGUUACCAAAGAGCCAACCAAACAGAAACUCCAGUAAGAACCAUCUGAAAAGCCCCAGCCUCCCUCUGCCUCCGUCUCCUCCCGUCCCCCCCGGAGCCGGUCCGGGGCUGGACGAGGAGGACGAGGACGGACUUUACAGCUACAGCUUUCCCAAGCCUCAUCAAGGUAAUUCUGACCCCUUGGCUCACUCUUGCAGCGCCAACGCACGCCUAUGUGCCGGCCUCACCAGCCCCAUAUCACCCCUGAGUCCCCUCACUCCGAAAUAUGGCAGCUUUAUAAGCAGGGACAGCUCACUCACUGGCAUCAAUGAGUUUGCAUCUUCGUUAGGAACCUCCUACAUAGACAGCGUGCUUAUAGACUGCUACACAGGCCAGCAGACGCCUCCGACCCUGGCUUCAGGCUCCACCGCCAUGCCCCUGCCUCCAGGAGAAUCCCCUCCCUCUGAGAAGGCGGGUAACCCCCCUGCAGGGCAAACAGAGGCCGAUGGGGGGUCCCAUCCAGCUGAAGAGGCUCAGGAGGCAGAGGGGCCUCAGACCGAGGGAGAUGCACAAACUCAAGGCGCUCCUGCGGGCACAGCCGGGUCUCAGUCAGGGGCCGGGCUGCACCGGGGUUCCUCUGCUGGGAUCCUGAAGCGGCCUCAGAGUCUGGCRCUGAUGGAGGAGCCCACGGCGACRCAAAUUGUUGGGCUGGAGAAUGGGCGGAGGAGAACAGUGACUUUCAGCCAACAGGUGGCAAAUAUUUUGCUAAAUGGAGUGCGAUACGAGAGUGAUCUAAGUGAAAAUGUGGAGACAGGAGAAUCCCAGAUGUCCAUGAAGCUGCUGUGUAUAGCCAUCUACAGAAUGCCUCCCUCUCUGAGGAGUUUAUGCACUAAUCAUUUUUUAGGCUGGUUGUCAUUUGAAGGUAUGCUGCUCUUCUACACCGACUUCAUGGGCGAGGUGGUGUUUGAGGGAGACCCCAAAGCGCCGCACGACUCUGAAGCUUACCAGCGCUACAAUGCUGGCGUCAGCAUGGGCUGCUGGGGCAUGUGCAUCUAUGCAUUCAGCGCUGCUUUCUACUCAGCCAUAUUGGAGAAGCUAGAGGAACGUUUCUCCCUACGCACUCUUUAUUUUUUUGCCUACUUGGCAUUUGGUUUGGGCACAGGCCUUGCAACGCUAUCCACAAACCUCUAUGUGGUGCUUUCGCUCUGUGUCACCUAUGGCGUGCUCUUCUCCUCUCUGUGUACGCUGCCUUACUCUCUGCUGUGUGAAUACUACCAGAGCCCUCAGGUGAGCAUCUUCUGUUGUGCAGAAUGUCUUUAAAUGCUGUAACAUGAA
Messenger RNA from Poecilia reticulata (guppy), 2443 nucleotides. The record is from RefSeq and is a predicted model, not a curated record. Lineage: Eukaryota; Metazoa; Chordata; Actinopteri; Cyprinodontiformes; Poeciliidae.